AGCUAUUUCCGGGUUACGUCUCAGUGAGAACCUUGCUAAGCAAGAUGGAUUAUUGGAAUGAACCCAAGGUGUUAUAUGAGGUUUUUUAAAUAAACACGCUUAUUCUUGAAGCUGAUGUGAAAUGGCAGGGGUGUUUCUAGCCACACUCUACGAGUACUCUCCGCUCUUUUAUAUUAGUGUGGUGUCGCUUUGUUUCGUUGUAACCGCUGCUAUGGUCCUCGGCUGGUUUGGCUUUGACGUUCCAGUUAUACUUCGCAGCUAUGAUGAGCAAGAGCCCAGCUUACCAGCCGCUGAGAAACAGAUGGUUCAGGUGACCAAUCCCUUCGCCCUGGAGUUGGGUUCUGGAUCAGCAAGUGUUACCGACGGUGUGCUGGUGAGACCUUGUUGUCUGGAGUCCUGUGUCCUGAGCUGUUUCUGGGGCUGUGAGGUCAGUACCCUACAAGGAGUGCUACAUGCCCACCAGCAUGGCAUGAUGCUCAGCACCCACCAGCAUUUCCAGGAAGCCCUGAACCUCCACUACUAUUAUUGCCAGAAAUUCCAGUAUCCUAUUUGUUGCCCUAUCUCUUGUCUCCUGCAGCCUCUUUUCAUGUCUGCUGACAGCGGGGGGAUGUCUGGGUCUAAUGAUUCGGGGCACACUUUCACACCCAGUGACACUCAGAGUGAGGAUCAGAUCCCAGUGAUGGAGGAGGAGGACUGGUCAGAGGGGACGGAGGGCAGAGACUGUGUGGUGUGUCAGAAUGCAGCAGUGAACAGGGUGCUGCUGCCCUGCAGACACGCCUGCAUGUGUGACAGCUGCGUGUCCUUUUUCCAGCACUGCCCCAUCUGUAGAGCCUUUGUCCAGGAGUCGUUUGCACUGACACAGAGCAAUGACUGUCAGUGAACUGGUGAACACGAUAGAAGAGAUGACUACAAGGAUCUGUCGCCUGUGUGACAGGUGUUUUGGUUAGCAGCAGAUCAGACCUGUCUGUGCUCCUUUAAGGUCUGGUGGCUUUCUUUAAAACAUUCUCCAGGACUUUACGGCGUUACCCAACUUCUGCAGUGCUUCAGCUAGCCUCUGGGAUAGUUUCCUUUCUAGGAGAGUGACACUGCCUCCACCAUACAUGGAAGGAUGUUCUCGGGUUGUUCUGCAGUACUUUUGUUACAUUAAACAGUUCCUUACGUUCACUCAAUUCUUCAGCAAACAGGAGUGUUCACAGUAAUAUUGUGAUGUUUUCUCGCUCCUCUUGCUGAAAGUGGCAUCACUGUGACCGCUUAUGUUGUGGUUGUUACUCACAAAAGUAAUGGAUUAGAUAUUACUUGAUAAUCUUCCUAAAAGUAAUACAUUAUAUUAUUCCAUAAUUGUCUUAUAGUUACCAGUUAAUAAUUUAAAGCUGCAGUUCUGCACAACAUGCAUACAAGCUGUGUUGUACUUUUGACAUAUGAACAGAAAAACAGCCCAGAGUGAUGGCCGGGGUGAUUCUAUGGUAGAAAAAGGUGGAAGUGGAAGCUACAAGGUUAUUGUUGGCUUUGUUUUUCUUGUCCUUUAAUUCAAUAAAAAGAUUGUCCAGACCUGCACUCAU
This is a messenger RNA of Neolamprologus brichardi, 1559 nucleotides long. The record is from RefSeq and is a predicted model, not a curated record. NCBI's taxonomy places the organism in Eukaryota, Metazoa, Chordata, Actinopteri, Cichliformes, Cichlidae.